AUGCAUGUGACGGGUCUUGAGUGCAGAACCGUGCCAAGACAUUCGAAGGCCAAGCUGGCGGACUCCGCCAAUGGAACCCCGAAGAUCACCAGUUUCUCUAAUGGGGCGGGAGGGUUCGGGGCGGCGCUGGCUGCCAACGGGGGCCGAGCGUCGGUCAAGCCGCCGUCGCCCUGCAUUCCGGUGCCCCACAAGGAUAAGGUCUGGGAGGGCAUCGGCAGCACCAGCAGCCGGCGAGCAAGCCCGGCACAGUCGGCGACAGGCUCGACGAUCUCCACCGGCAGCGGUACCCUAAGCUUCUCCCCGAGCGCCGCGGAAGCGCUGGCGGAGUGCGAGGCGCGGACCGCCCGAAGAGACAAGCGCCGGAGGCGACCGUCCGACUGGGCGGCGCACUUGAUGGGGCUAGACAGGGGGGGCGGGAGAGACGGGGCGGGGGGCGGGGGGUCUACGAAGACCACGCCCGUGGAUGGGAGGACCCCGGUGGACGGGCGCACGCCGGUGCGAUCAUCGGUGAAGAGUACUCCGCGAACCCCGCCGUUGCUGGGCGUCCCCGCCGCCGCUCCCGGCACCGCGCCGCCCGCGGCGGCGACGGCGGUGUCGUAUUCUCCGACCCCGGUUUCCAACGGAAGCGGAGGGACGACGCCCGUGGCCGCCGGUGGCGGCGGUGGCGGCGGCGGGAGGGGGGGGGAGCCGCUGAGGAGGGCGCCGGGGAGGAUCCUCCGUAUACGAGUAGCGUGCGGGGGG
Molecule: messenger RNA, 741 nt
Organism: Ectocarpus siliculosus
Lineage: Eukaryota; Phaeophyceae; Ectocarpales; Ectocarpaceae
Source: the annotation of a GenBank genome assembly